Messenger RNA from Strongylus vulgaris, 825 nucleotides. NCBI's taxonomy places the organism in Eukaryota, Metazoa, Nematoda, Chromadorea, Rhabditida, Strongylidae. The record is from the annotation of a GenBank genome assembly.
AUGCCGAGAAGUACUAAUCCUGUUGAAAGUAAAAGGAUAAUGAUGGACUUACGGAUAUUAUCUCGAGCUUAUGACUGUCCUCACAUUGUUCACUCUUAUGGUUACAUAAUUACAGAGAAUGAAGUUAUGAUAUGUAUGGAAGCAAUGGCUACUUGUCUGGAUUUGCUACUAAAACGAACGGGUAAUGCGCCAAUUCCUGAACCUAUUGUCGGGAAAAUGUCUGUCAGCGUGGUAAACGCGCUCCAUUAUCUCAAACAAAAUCACAAUGUCAUUCACCGUGAUGUGAAACCUUCUAAUAUACUAUUGGACUGGAAUGGUGUGGUAAAACUUUGCGACUUUGGCAUUAGUGGUUUUCUGAUCGAGAGCAGAGCCAAGUCCAAAGGAGCAGGGUGUCCUCCAUAUAUGGCCCCUGAAAGAGUGCGGGUAACUGUACGUCUUGAUCUCAUUACUGUUCAAGCAGUGCACGUUUAUACACAGGAAGAUACACCUUAUGAUAUACGCAGCGAUGUUUGGUCGCUUGGUAUAACGUUGGUGGAACUUGCAACGGGACAUUUCCCAUACAAAGGAACCGAUUUCCAAAUAAUUUCUUCGAUUCUCGAGUUCCCGAGCCCAUCUUUGAAGCCAUCGGAUGGCUUCACACUAGAAUUUUGUGAUCUAGUCGAUCUGUGCUUAAGGAGGAAUGUUGAGGAACGACCAGUAUAUACUGUUAUCCUGGUUAGACUUUUGCAGAUCACAACUUUUGAGAGACAUCCAUUCAUCGUGAAGAACGAAAAAGCAGACACAGAUGUUUCGGAAUGGUUUAGCGAGAUCAUGACGACAACAUAA